CUCCUCAGGGGGCAGGGCCUUAGCCGCGCGACGAGGCGCCUGCGCAGUGCUGGCUUCCUGAGCUCGCGCUCGCUGUGCUCCUCACGGGGGCGGCAGCGGCAGCAGCAACGGUGGCUCUUCACACGGCCUGCCAGCCUCCCUCCGGGGAUCCGUGAGCGGGAGACCUCCUCCCCGCGGGAUGGGCCGGGACUUCGAACGCGAGGCCGCUUCUGCCGCCACGGCCGUCGCUGCCCUUGUCAUUCUGGGUCGUCGUCGGCAGAGUUCUGAAGGGACCGAAGCGAGGGUUACAUCAAAUAUGACUACAUGCAUCUUAGAAGCCCAAAGGAACAUCAAGAUGUCAGAUUAACACUCACACUCCUUGUCAGGGCCAGUCCAGAAAAUCAUGCAGUCAACUGGGCACAGGUUCCGCGAUGUCGAGCAUCACCCGCUACUUGCCGAAAAUGACAGCUAUGAUUCAUCGUCAUCGGAGUCUGACAUGGCUGACCGAGUCUGGUUCAUCCGUGACGGCUGUGGGAUGGUCUGUGCAGUGAUGACUUGGCUCCUCGUUGUCUAUGCAGAUUUUGUGGUGACGUUUGUCAUUCUGCUGCCUUCCAAGGACUUCUGGUACUCCCUCAUCAACGGGGCCCUCUUCAACUGCUUGGCGGUGCUCGCCUUGUCCUCCCACCUGAGAACGAUGCUGACUGAUCCUGGGGCUGUUCCCAAAGGAAACGCCACGAAAGAAUACAUGGAGAGUUUGCAGUUGAAACCAGGCGAGGUGAUCUACAAGUGCCCAAAGUGCUGCAGCAUUAAACCGGAACGCACCCACCAUUGCAGUAUUUGCAAGCGGUGUAUUCGGAAGAUGGAUCAUCACUGCCCGUGGGUCAAUAACUGCGUGGGGGAAAGAAACCAGAGGUUUUUUGUGCUGUUUACUAUGUACAUAGCUCUAAUUUCAACUCAUGCUCUCAUCUUAUGUGGGUUUCAGUUCUUCUUCUGUGUCCGAGGACAGUGGAUUGAAUGCAGUGACUUCUCCCCGCCCGUGACUGUGAUCCUGCUGAUCUUCUUGUGCCUUGAGGGUUUUCUGUUUCUUACGUUCACUGCAGUAAUGUUUGGCACCCAGAUCCACUCCAUAUGCAAUGAUGAAACGGAGAUUGAAAGGCUGAAGAGUGAGAAACCCACUUGGGAACGAAGGCUACGCUGGGAAGGAAUGAAAUCUGUCUUUGGGGGCCAACCUUCUCUGCUGUGGAUAAAUCCUUUUGCUGGAUUUCGAGUCAGACGGCUUAUGCUAAGAGCCAAGAAAGGAGCUCCUGAGUUUUCUGUCUGAGUCUGCCUAAUCAUGCUGGAACUCACAAAAAAGUAGUAUAUUGUAUUUAUUGGGCACCAGGAGAGAAAAACAAAUGCUGCCCACAAGUCACCUGUGACCAGUGGAGAUUUGACACAUGUGAAACAUUUUGCUUGUAGCAAGCAGAAUUUUAUACAUUUAUGGUCACAGAGAUCUCAUUAACUCUCAGAAGUGUAAAGUGGGUCGUACCACACAUGGCUUUUGAGCAAGGGAAGAAAACGAGCAGAAACAAUGAAGGUGGAUGGCCACACUACAGAAGCCAAAAUAUCGUCUUUACUACUGUAACUUAUUAUUUUAGAGGACUAAUUAUGCAUUUAUUUUUGUCAAACCCCUUUUAUUUGAUAUGUGUGCUUUUUUAAAAAAAGGAGUUGACCUCUGCUAUUUUUUUUAUAAUACUGUGUGGCAAGGCACAGUUGUCAAUCAUGUUAUUAUACAAGUACAAAUACUGGAAAUGACUAGCCAAAUGAAAUCCUUUUUUGAUCUGAUAGCUUUUAGGCAGUUUUCAGCUCCAUUGUGUUAACUUUUCUGUUUGUCCCAGAAACCCCCUGAGCUCUAUUUCCACAUAUGAAUAUCUGAGCAAGUCUGUGAUCCAUGCCCAAAUAACAAAAAAACAUACAAGGCUGAUCACCGUCUAAAAUUUCCGUAGGCUCAGAAGAUUAUUCCUUUUUCAGGAUUCAAUUUUAAAUGCUAAAUGAGCAGAAAUCGUAUUUACGGCAGUUUCUUGCUCAUGAUCAAUUUUAAGGGGACUAAGCUUCAGGCAAAUCUAAGGGCGACUUUUUGUCCUUAGGAAAGGAGAAAAAAAGGGUCUGAGGAUACUUCUUGUGGCAUGAGGAACUGCAGACUGGAAUUCUCUUCAUUCAACAGUCUGUUGAUUCUUACAUUUCAUUGCAGAGAUUUGUCAGAAAGCAGGCCAGCAGAGUCUCAGAAUCUGUGGGUAAGACCUAUUCCCUAUUACUAUUCCAAAAUAAGCAUUUGUUUACGUCAUAAGAUGUGACCUGCAAAAAAUAUUUUUGAAAGGCAUGUUUUUAAACAGGCUUGCGGCCAGAUUCUACACAUGUUAUUUCAAAGGCAGCCUUGCUGGUUCCAGAGGGCCUUAAAUGCUGAGCUUCAGAGGUGCACCAUUGUGCACACAGAGUUCACCAGCUUUCAUCUUCAUUUCAGUGGGACAGGGACCUCCUGAAUGACGAAAGGGAUUCUGACGGUGGCACUGUCCCUUCUGUCAAAGCUGUUGGCACCAUUCUUGUGUAUGUGGGAGCACUGUGUGCACAUCGGUGCCCCCACACAAACAAGCGGCCAUCACGACAAAGCUAGAAUGGACUUGGAAAUGUGCUGCCAGUUGUUCACCCCAUCUCCUUGCAGCCACACCAGCUUCUUCUGUGUGAAUCACAGCCACAUUUUGCUGACCGUUAUCAGCAAGGGAGAAGGGCACAUUUCUUCAGAAACAAGAAUUGACAGAGAGGAAUCUGUGCAAAGAGGAUUUUAAUAUCCGCUACAGCAGCAACAAUAAGAAAUGUGGCAUACUGCCAUAUUCCAACGAAAACUGCCUCCAGACCAUCAAAAUUAGUGGUGUAAAACCAGUGUCUCUUGUAGAGAGAAGCCGCUGCAUGGUUUGAAUGUGCUCUUACACCUGCGAGUAAUGAAACAUCAACUAAAGAGAGUGUUCUUUGUGCUAAAUAACAAAAGCUGAUCCUUCCCCCCCCCUCCCUUCUAUUAAUGACACAAAAGUGGGGGGCUGAAUGCACAUGUUGAGCAUGUGUGUCUAGAAGUUAGAGAAAAACGUUUCUUUUUUAGGGAGGGGAAAGUUCCUGUGUUGAAAUUUGCCUAUCAACAUACUGGGGCCAAGCUUUUGUUUUGCUGUUGGGAUCACAAUACUUGCCAGAAUCUUGAGGCCUAUGUCAUAAUGUGCCUGGGAGAUUGCACCCUGUGCACAGCUGGAACUCUGCUGCUAUCACCCCAGCGCUUGUUACUGCUGAAGAGAGUAUUCAACUUAGAGAGUGGCUUGCCUCUUCGGCUGUCAGGACAACGACUAUGGUUCCAAAAAAUCAAAACAAGCAAAGCUUCUGUCACAUCUGCAGAUUUCUCUUUUCCUGUCAAUGGAUUCUGGGCCAUAUAUUUCUGGACCAUCUAACUUCAGUAGGAGCUUUAAUUCCUUGUUGCUCACUCACCUAUUUCUGUAUGCCUCCGCAGCAUCUUACCUUUACAAUGAAUUGAGUUUUAUAGCAAGAUGGGAGAGAUGCCCAAGGAUGUACCCUCCUGAGGGCUUCCUGUAUCGCCAGUUUGGCGUUUAGGAUUAAGCAAAAAGAAGAAGUGUGAUCUGUAGGGAUGGGGGCCAGGAGAGAGAGAACAGGGCCUGUUUUGUGCUACAUUGCAUACUCUGCACAGAAAGGCAUGUAAACGGUUUUCCCUUUGAGGAGGGGAAUUGGGCCCCUGCAGGGGGAAGCCACUUGCAAUAUUGCAAUGCUUAUGUGGUGGUGGUGGCAGUGAGGGGGUCCCAUUCACUCCCCCAUUGUGCAAUGACUAAACUGGUCCAUGGCUAUGUAUACCAGUUUCCGAUAUGUUCAUUUGCACUACCUGCUGUCCAUACAAAUGGGGCUCACUGCAAGAAGGUGGUGUCUUGGGGUGUUGGGCAGGCAUGCAGAAUGGGUGAAGCAAAUGACCCUGCAGAAUUGAAAGCCAUGCAGCUAAUGCUUUGGAGGAUCUUUGCAGUCCAUUCUCAGCCCAUAACCAAAAGUCUGCAGUUCGUUCUUGUGUAUAUAUUCACAGUUCCAUCGAGUCUGGGGGAACUGACAAACAGAACCCACAAGCAGAUAAAUAAAAUUGGAUUUUGGUUAUGGCAGCAAGGUUAAAAAAUGAAGCAAGCCCAGGAAGGUCUUGGCCGUUUUAGUUUUGCAUCUUUGCCCAGGUUGGGAAUUGGUUAGAUCUGCUUUAACCCAAGACUCUUCGGACGUACAUUUUGAUGGAGUGUCCUGCUGGAACUCAGCAGAUCCCUUUUAAAGCAGUUGAACCUGUGUGUGACUUAGCAAGUGCGUGUGUGUGUGGUGUGUGUAUGAAAGUGGGAUUUCUUGGCUUUUCUGUUGUAAUUUUUUUUAAUGUAAAAUAAAGUAACUAAUUGAA
Messenger RNA from Rhineura floridana, 4432 nucleotides. RefSeq names its product zinc finger DHHC-type palmitoyltransferase 7 (gene ZDHHC7). NCBI's taxonomy places the organism in Eukaryota, Metazoa, Chordata, Lepidosauria, Squamata, Rhineuridae. The transcript is spliced from 8 exons. The record is from RefSeq and is a predicted model, not a curated record. The coding region runs from base 383 to 1300 and encodes 305 amino acids. Gene Ontology annotation, cellular component: endoplasmic reticulum; Golgi apparatus. Gene Ontology annotation, biological process: peptidyl-L-cysteine S-palmitoylation; protein targeting to membrane. Gene Ontology annotation, molecular function: protein-cysteine S-palmitoyltransferase activity.